Molecule: messenger RNA, 1791 nt
Organism: Alternaria atra
Lineage: Eukaryota; Fungi; Ascomycota; Dothideomycetes; Pleosporales; Pleosporaceae
Exons: 1
Coding region: 1-1791 (596 amino acids)
Source: RefSeq, a predicted model, not a curated record
AUGUCUUCACGCGGUCUCCCUGACGUGUUGAUGCAAAAAGUCGACGACUACGUCGAUUCGCUGGCGCCCCAGAUCCAGCCCCGCAUCGCCUCCGAACUUGAGACCUUUCAACAAAAGACUAUCGACAGUCUUGAGACGCAAGUCGUAGACGCGUUCCGUUCGCUGUUCAACAAGGACAAGCCGUCUUCAUCAGAUGGCAGUCGCUCUGGUCCUUGGAAUCUCAAUGACGCAGCACCUGAUUCCUAUGGUGGCCAGUCACUGCCCUUUGCUGAUGAGAUUUCCAAGUUGACACGAAGCUUCGGACAGAUCUCUGAUGAAGCGAGCGGUGAUUUACGCGAUAUCUUCGAUCUUACUUCAGGAAACAGAGGCGGUGCUGAGCAGUCUCGAUCUGUAGAUGGGGAUUUCUCCUCUGGAGCUAGGGGGUUUCUUUCCUCAGCACUCAAUGUCGUACAAGAUCAUUUCGACGAAAAAGGGUCGAAAGGUGGCCAAUCCUUUGAGAUUGGUGGACUACUCGGCAUGAUCAGUAGCACGAUCAAAGAUGCAUCACAGAACCCUGAAGAGAAAGCAAGACUCAUCAGUCCAGAGAUCAAGCAAACAGUGGGCGACAAGCUACGCGAACAACAUGCACCCCUCGCCGAACAAUUCACCCGUAUAGCCCUGGAUCACAUCAAGCGCUGGCUCCGUGGGAACACAAGCACACGUGAUCUUGGUGACGGUGCUAAAGCCGAGAUUGCCGAACAAGUAGGUGACCUGGUCAAGGGUCUUGGAAGCUUGUUCGGAAGCAAGAAGAGCAGCAAUGAAGAAUCCUCCAGAGGCUUCGAUGACUCUAGCCGCGAUGGCGAGAGUGGUAGUGGAGGUGGCUUUUCCAGAGUUAUCAGCGACAAGCUCAGUACGGGUCUCGCCAAAGUCCACCGUGAAGUUCGUCUAGAGUUCCGCAAGAUUCUUGGACAAAUCGAGAAGCAACUAUUCGAAUUACUGCCCGAUCAGUUCCAACGACCGCUCGAGAAGAUACUAGGUGGCAAUCCCUUCGAUUCACAGCUCGACCGCGAUGCGUCAGGUCCCGCUGACCGCGGAUUUGGGGAUGACAUCAAGUCUAAACUGCUCAGCAAGAUUCGCGCCUUAGUCCAAAAAGUACAAGAGACGCUGCGAGAGAGCAUCUUAGGUGUAGUCAACGGUGGACAUCGCAAGUUCGAGCGCCAAAGCUGGGUCUUUGUGCAGGGCAUGGUAGAGCAGAAGGUGCAGAGAUACCUACCUGACGUCAAGAUCAAUGUUCCAGACGAUAUCGGGAACGAGAACGUGAGCGUUGGAGCACCGACUGCGAAUACUCAAAUGGGAGGAGGAUACCAACCUCCGUCACAACCACCACAAGGCGACUACCGUCCAGCUCCUCCUCAAGGUGGGAGCUACAACGGACAACAACACGCGCAACAAGGAUACAACAAUCCGCCGCAGUACCAGAGCCACGACCAAUACCGAGAGGAACCGAGACGAGAGUACCAAGAUCACCAAGCGCCACAAUACCCUCCGCCUCAAAACUACCGCCCUGAGUAUGACGCACCGCCUCGUCAAGGCUAUGCCCCCCAGCAGUAUCAGCAAUCUCAAGACUAUCGACCUGAGCAUCACGCGCCACCUCCACAGGGUUAUAAUAACCAUGGUCCUCCAGACCAUCGAUCUGAGCAGUAUCCACCGCCGCAACAAGGCUAUCAGCAGCAAGGCUACCCUCCACAAAACCAACAGGACUUUCCUCAUCUAGGAUAUCGCGAUGGCGAGUACCGGAGGCCGAAUUAUUAA